UAUUUAAACGCUGUGCACACAUCUUCUGAGAAAGAAGAAAAGGAAAUUCCGUGCGUGGCUCUCAGCAGGAGUGCAGCUGAUGCCGCUUCACAUGAUGCUGAAGAAGAAGCACUUGUCUGCAGGCAGAGUGCCUCUGAUUCUCUUCCUGUGCCAGCUGAUCAGUGCUCUGGAUGUUCCUCUUGAUUCAAAGCUCCUUGAUGACUUGGUACAACCUCCAACCAUCACUCAACAGUCACCAAAAGACUACAUUAUUGACCCUCGGGAGAAUAUCGUAAUCCAGUGUGAAGCCAAAGGGAAACCUCCUCCAAGCUUUUCCUGGACUCGUAAUGGAACCCAUUUUGACAUAGACAAGGACCCUCUGGUCACCAUGAAGCCUGGCUCAGGAACCCUUGUCAUCAACAUCAUGAGUGAAGGGAAAGCAGAGACCUAUGAAGGAGUCUACCAGUGCACUGCAAGGAACGAGCGUGGAGCUGCCAUCUCCAAUAACAUUGUUGUGCGCCCAUCUAGGUCACCCUUGUGGACCAAGGAAAGACUUGAACCAAUAGUACUCCGAAACGGUCAGUCAUUAGUACUUCCAUGUCGGCCUCCAAUUGGACUACCACCGGCCAUAAUAUUUUGGAUGGAUAAUUCCUUUCAAAGACUUCCACAGAGUGAACGGGUUUCCCAAGGACUAAAUGGAGACCUUUACUUCUCUAAUGUCCUCCCAGAGGACACCCGUGAAGACUAUAUCUGCUAUGCCAGAUUUAAUCACACUCAAACCAUCCAACAGAAGCAACCUAUUUCUUUGAAGGUGAUUUCAGUGGAUGAAUUGAAUGACACUAUAGCUGCUAAUUUGAGUGACACUGAGUUGUAUGGUGCUAAAUCUAGUAAAGAGAGGCCACCAACAUUUCUAACUCCAGAGGGCAAUGAAAGCCACAAAGAGGAAUUAAGAGGAAAUGUGCUUUCCCUCGAGUGCAUUGCAGAAGGCCUACCUACUCCAAUUAUUUACUGGAUCAAAGAAGAUGGAACGCUUCCCGUCAACCGGACGUUUUAUCGGAACUUUAGGAAGACCUUGCAGAUCAUUCGUGUUUCCGAAGCAGACUCUGGAAAUUAUCAGUGCAUAGCAAAAAACACAUUAGGAGCUGUCCAUCAUACCAUUUCUGUCACAGUUAAAGCUGCUCCCUACUGGAUUGUGGCACCUCAGAACCUUGUGCUUUCCCCGGGAGAGAAUGGGACCCUCAUCUGCAGAGCUAAUGGCAACCCGAAACCCAGAAUUAGCUGGUUAACAAAUGGAGUCCCAAUAGAAAUUGCUCUCGAUGACCCCAGCAGAAAAAUAGAUGGAGAUACCAUUAUAUUUUCAAAUGUUCAAGAAAGCUCAAGUGCGGUUUAUCAGUGCAAUGCCUCUAACAAAUAUGGAUAUUUACUAGCAAAUGCAUUUGUGAAUGUGCUCGCUGAACCACCUCGGAUUCUUACAUCAGCAAACACACUGUACCAGGUCAUUUCAAACAGGCCUGCUUUGUUAGAUUGUGCCUUCUUUGGGUCUCCUAUGCCUACCAUUGAGUGGUUUAAAGGAACUAAAGGAGGCGCUCUUCAUGAAGACAUUUAUGUUUUACAUGAUAAUGGAACGUUAGAAAUCCCUGUGGCCCAAAAGGAUAGUACUGGGACAUAUACUUGUGUCGCAUGGAAUAAAUUAGGGAUGGCAAAGAAUGAAGUUCACUUGGAAAUCAAAGAUCCAACCAGGAUCAUUAAACAACCUGAAUAUGCAGUCGUUCAGAGGGGGAGCAAGGUGUCCUUUGAAUGCAAAGUGAAACAUGACCACACCUUAAUCCCCACCAUUAUGUGGCUGAAGGACAAUGGAGAGCUGCCCAAUGAUGAAAGGUUCUCCACUGACAAGGAUCAUCUGGUGGUAUCUGAUGUAAAGGAUGACGAUGGUGGCACCUACACAUGUACAGCCAACACAACACUGGACAGUGCUUCCGCCAGCGCUGUGCUCAGAGUUGUCGCUCCUCCUCCAACUCCAGCCCCCAUUUACGAUGUCCCGAAUCCUCCCUUUGAUUUAGAAUUGACCAAUCAACUUGACAAAAGUGUUCAGCUGACGUGGACCCCAGGCGAUGACAACAAUAGCCCCAUUACAAAGUUCAUCAUUGAAUAUGAGGAUGCAAUGCAUGAGGCAGGGCUGUGGCGCCACCAGGCUGAAGUUUCUGGAACACAGACCACAGCCCAACUGAAGCUGUCUCCCUAUGUGAACUACUCCUUCCGAGUCAUGGCGGAGAACAGCAUUGGGAGGAGUAUGCCAAGUGAGGCGUCAGAACAAUAUCUUACAAAAGCCGCAGAACCAGAUCAGAAUCCCACAGCUGUGGAAGGACUGGGGACAGAGCCAGACAACUUGGUGAUUACAUGGAAGCCCCUGAAUGGUUUUCAAUCGAAUGGGCCUGGCCUCCAAUACAAAGUGAGCUGGCGCCAGAAAGAUGGUGAUGAUGAAUGGACGUCUGUUGUUGUGGCCAAUGUAUCCAAAUACAUUGUUUCUGGAACACCAACCUUUGUCCCAUACCUGAUAAAAGUUCAAGCUCUGAAUGAUGUGGGGUUUGCUCCAGAGCCAGCUGCAGUCAUGGGACAUUCUGGAGAAGACCUUCCAAUGGUGGCCCCUGGAAAUGUGCGUGUCAAUGUGGUGAACAGUACCUUGGCAGAGGUACACUGGGACCCAGUUCCUCCAAAGAGUGUCCGAGGACACUUACAAGGCUAUCGGAUUUACUACUGGAAGGCUCAGAGCUCCUCUAAAAGGAACAGACGCCACAUUGAAAAGAAGAUCCUCACCUUCCAGGGCAGCAAGACGCAUGGCAUGCUGCCAGGGCUGCAACCAUACAGUCACUAUGCUCUCAAUGUCCGAGUGGUCAAUGGGAAAGGGGAGGGCCCAGCCAGCACGGACAGAGGCUUCCAUACUCCAGAGGGAGUCCCUAGUGCUCCCUCAUCUUUGAAAAUUGUUAAUCCUACACUGGACUCUCUCACAUUGGAAUGGGACCCACCAAGCCACCCAAAUGGCAUCCUGACUGAGUACAUCUUAAAAUACCAGCCAAUUAACAGCACACAUGAACUAGGCCCUCUGGUAGAUUUAAAAAUUCCUGCCAACAAGACACGCUGGACUUUAAAAAAUUUAAAUUUCAGCACUCGGUACAAGUUCUAUUUGUAUGCACAAACAUCAGUGGGAUCAGGCAGUCAGAUCACAGAGGAAGCGAUAACAACCGUGGAUGAAGGUAAGAAGGCUGGUAUUCUUCCACCUGAUGUAGGUGCAGGCAAAGCAAUGGCAAGCCGGCAAGUGGAUAUUGCGACACAAGGCUGGUUCAUAGGUUUAAUGUGCGCUGUUGCUCUCCUCAUCUUAAUUUUGCUGAUCGUUUGCUUCAUCAGAAGAAACAAGGGUGGUAAAUAUCCAGUUAAAGAAAAGGAGGAUGCUCAUGCAGACCCUGAAAUCCAACCCAUGAAGGAAGAUGAUGGAACAUUUGGAGAAUACAGUGAUGCAGAAGAUCACAAGCCUUUGAAAAAAGGAAGUCGAACACCUUCAGACAGGACUGUGAAAAAAGAAGAUAGUGAUGAUAGCCUGGUUGACUAUGGAGAGGGGGUGAAUGGCCAAUUCAACGAGGAUGGCUCCUUCAUUGGACAAUACAGUGGUAAGAAAGAGAAAGAGCCAGCAGAGGGAAAUGAAAGCUCAGAGGCCCCUUCUCCUGUCAACGCAAUGAACUCCUUUGUUUAAGUCUUUAAGCUCUGUGCCAAUAUAACAUCUCUCUGGAAUGGUUUUCCUGAACACUUGUCAUCCCUCUCAUACUAUGGACAUAUGGCUAGAAAGAUUGUUUUUGGCUGUAUCUGAGUAUUAUGAGAACAGAGCAAGAACAUAUCUCAGUAAGAUGAUACGUUACUAUGAACUGGGGUACAAAGUGCAUACUUUUUGUUCAGAGUGGGUUUUCUCAAUUUCCUCGGAACUGAUUAAAAAGAAAUACAACAUCAUCAAUAGGUUACAUUAUUCCCUGUGCGGGAUACAGUUCAAUAAGAUGCAUGAAACAUGAUGCACAGAGGACACACCUGUGUAUGUGAUUGCAACGUGGUUGGGUACUUUGUUGACACUAUCCUCAGCUGAACCCUAAAUAUGAAUUCCGUUGUCAUUGUGGAGAGUGUUACUGUAGUGUUCUCUAGGGCUUCAAUGUCUCUGUGGACAUUGUUGUGAAACUCGUGACUAUGUCUAGCUGUUGUUAGUCUUUUUGAGAGACUGUUAGGAACAGUAUGUACAGUAUAUACUUGCUACAUGAGUUACUUAUGACAGUUGCAUCCGCUAAUGCUCGCCGAGACUGUGUCACCUGUUCUUUGCUCCCGGUACUUCCCAGGCUUCUUACCCUUCCGGGUGUUACAGCAGCAGAGUUUCACUUCCUACACUAUCUGUGUUCAGUCCUUUGGGGGCAUAAACAUUGCAUAUUGUGACACCUUUUGGCAUUUGUGCUAUACUCAAAGAAUUGAAGUCAAAGCUCUCAAGUGAAAUUUUAAAUUUUAGUCCAGAAAAUGCAGGGCAAGACACAUGCAGUGCCUUUGGACAAUAAGUAUUCCCUGACUCCUGUACUCUGUAUCGGCCAGUGUGGGCAAGUCCAUCCUAUGCUACUGUUGUUGUUGGAAAGGAAUUCUUCAAAGGCAGAGAUAAUGCAAACUGAAAUGCUGAAAACCGUGAAUGUAAAAACAAAUUUAUUUGAAGGGGCUUUCCCCAUAAAUAUCAAACCCAAAGCUCUGUCAUUGGCUGGAGCACACGAUGGUUUUGUGGUCUUUUGUGGUUUCUAGUCAAACAAAUCAAGUGGAAAAAGAAAAGUAGUGUAGUUGGAAAUGCAUAGAAAACCAAAUGAUUGCAGAAGUAAAAGCGUACAACAACGUGCCAAAAGUACUAAAUUAUUCACUCUACCUAGGCAAGCUUUCGAAUUCUGCAGCAUUCAGCAGCGUGUGUACAAAUUGCAACAGGCAUACUCCAGAAUCUGAGAAGUCUGACAAGUACUUAAUUAGGCCAGCAGUCAAAGGGAUUACACCAACAGUCUGAAGAACAAAUACAUAUAUCCUAUCACAGCCAUAAACAGUGUGAAGUGGCUGACCUCCAGUAUAGGAAGCUAUGACAACCCAUGGUUGAAGGAAUGCUCGAUUUCAUUUGCCAAUAAAUCGGUUUCUCAUAACUUGCAUCAAGUUUAAUUUUAAGUAAAGCCUUUUAUAUGUAGGUCUUCUGUUGAACUUGUAAAUAUACCUAAAGUGUAGACGCUAUAUGCUUGUAGGUGUGAUGUAUGAAUAAACACACAAGCAACGUCCAUGUUCUCCCGUGUGAGAAGUAAGCUCGUUGAUGAAUGCAGUGUGUGGGACCACAAAACAUCCAAAUGCCUUUCCUGGGGUUUUGGAUUUUAGUUUUGUUUUUGUUUUUGUUUUCAUUCUACUUUUGGCUGUGAAACUGAAAUAGAGAAUUUUUUUUUUUUUUUACCCACUUCUUCAGCCUGUUGCUGGCUGAAAUCCUAAGUAUUGGCCAAUGGAGUACAUUAGAAUUUGUCACCUGACAUCUUUGAUGUGUACAGGUAAAGCUUGUUUUAAAGUGAUCCCCAACGUCUUCAUAUUUACUCUCCAUAAACCAGCCUAUAUAAUGAAAAUACAAACUAACAAAACAAGCUUGUCUCAACAUCAGAAAGCACAAAGACAAAAGUUACUUUCAAUUGGUCAAUGUCUUCAGAGAAAAAUAAAUGUGAAAUUUCUGUUCUUCCAUAACUAUGGAUGCUAAAUUUCUCUGUGCAUGAAGAAGUCAUGCCUAUAGAUAAUGACAGAUUUUUUUUAAUUAAAAAUGAAAAAUCAAGUGUGGUUGUAAAGCCCCUCCCUCUUUGGUACUUAAUCAUGUUCCUGGAGGGGUGUGGGUAUGUGGCGGCUGUCACAGAGCAGGACAGUGCUUCUGGACUUCCAUCUGAAAAGUGACUGGUAAACAGCCCAGCUAUCGUUCGUGUUAGCGUCUUCAAACCUGUACUUCCAAAGGUUGUGAAGAUAUUCUGACUUUUUUUGUUUCAUUUUUAAAAGACUUAGGACUUAAAUCACAAAAGUAAAAAUAAGAAUUAGUAAGAUAGCAAAAUCAGGAACUUUCAAGUGCAAAGUUAUGGUUAGUUAAGCAGGAAGAGAUAGCACCAGUCUCUUGAAAACAGGUGAACAAAUCCGGUUCUCUGUCAUGUCUCAAAAAAGCACAAUUGGUGGUGUCCUGUCAGUGAUGACCAGUCCAUGUCACCACCACUGCCGACCUUCUCACUCCUCAGCUAUAUUUUUUAAUAUGGCUGCUUGAUGAGAGAGUUUGAACUCUCAUACGUGUUACAAAUAUGUCAUCCGCUUCCUUCUCUCAAGCUUUCUUUCUUCUGUCUCCAAGCUGUAUAGCUGAGCAAACAUCCAAGCCUCGCAAUCAUUCGCAUUCCACCACCUGCCCCUUAGUCACAGGCCCCUGGUCCCAGCAGUGCAUCCCGGAGACCUACCUGCCUUGUGCUCUCAGAGUUAUGUAGAUACCAUGCUACGACAGUGAGUUGGGGAUGUAAUAUUGAGCUCCGUAUUCCUCUCACAGAGGACUCGUUGCCUGUUCUCUUGGACUCUCCCUUCUCUGUCCUCACUGUGGGCCAAAUUAACAAACCCUAGCCUCACUCUACAUCAUGACACGGCUCCGUGGCAACAGGGCUUUUGAAACUACAAGCAUGACCUCAAAAAUGAUUUUGUGGUUAUAACCCGGUAUAAAUCAAAUCAACUUCUUCGCGGAGUUUUAAUGGCUUCCCAGAUGAGGAAAGUCUAGGAACUCAGGGAUUUUCAUCCAUCCACAGAACCAAUCUCUUCCACUUAAGAUGUUUUAACUGAUGACCACCAGAGGGCGCUUGUGCUUUAUUCUGCGCAGAAGAAACAUGCUAGAGGAAGUGGGCUAAGGACACUGACUGAAUCGGUUUGGAUAAUUAAAUGAUGACCUGAUGGUGCAGAAAAUGAUCGCCUGCUCCAACUAGGGAAAUGAGAUUGCAGCUCUCCCUAGUGAUUUCACAGCUCCAGAGUGGAAGCUGGAGUGUGUGAGCCUUUUGCAUAGUUUUUUUCUUUUGAUUGGGCCAAGAUGAGUCAGGGGAAGAGUUGCCCCCAGUCCAAUGGCCAUGCUUUUGUGUGUGUGUGUGUGUGUGUGUGUGUGUGUGUGUGUGUGUGUGUGUGUGUGUGACAAUAAGGGAAGGCAGUCCAUAAAAUUGCUUCACCUCCUUUCUUUACUGGUACUAUUUUUGUCUCCCACUAAUGGUUUGGUGUUUCAUUAUUGUAAAGUAGUAGUAAAGAAUUACUACUACUUUACAUUAUCAUAUUAUCAUAUUGUGAAUUAUCAUAUUGUAAAGAAGUAGUGCUGUCCCGCUUGGUAUGGUGGUCAGGAAAAUGGCUCCGAGGAAGGAAGUGUCCUCUGAAAGGAGAAAGGCAAGGAGAAGCUGUAGAAAAACAAGGGGACAAAGCUGGCAAGCAAAGCCACCAUGCUUGCCUAGACGCAGAGGCCAGGCUAUGCUGGGUCUGAGGAUCAUGUGACAAGCAUCUGCAUCUAGUCAAGAAGCAAUGAAAGUUGAGGAGUGAUCAAAAGGGUCGAGGGACUUCUAUGAUUAAGAGAACGAGAUUAAGCCAUGGGGCCAAGAAGAACAUGUGUUAGAGGGCCGAGGAUGACACAUGAGCCAGAAACUCUCAGUGCAGUGCCCAGGAGCAGAACAGCCCUCUCUAGGAGACUAGUUACCAGGAGCUGGCUGUCACUGCAAAGCAAGAGGCUGUGUUGGGGUAGAAGUGAGGGAAAGAGCAUUACAUGAUCAAAAAUCAGAUGGUUCUGUCUGGCUCUGGACACCUUCCCCAUGACAGAUGCCCACUCAUUAGUCACCCCUGUCUCUUCUUUCCUGGCUAUCUACUGACUUUCAAACAGCUCAGGUGUCUCAGAGACAAACAAGCUUUUGCAUAACUCUCCAGUGCUUCAGUUAUUACAGUUAAAAUGGUUGAAUUAAUAGCAGAAAUAUAUGAGGAUAAUUGUAAAGGGCACCAUUGGCCAGACAGUACAUUCUUUCUUCCAUCUGUAGCUAUAGAAUUCCACAGUACUGCUCAGUGUGUCCUAUAGACUCAGUCUUUCUUCAGCUCUAAGUGUGUGGCUCGUUAUCUCAGCAGGUGACUCAACGAAACAACAGAAUUCUUUCCCAUCAGACAUUAUCAGCUGGCUCAUUGAAGUCACCUGACAGUAUUAAAAGCUCAAUGCCUGCUCACCCCGGCCCACAAAGUCUUUAUUUUUAUUGUCUGAACUGUGGCUUGAUCACAACUAGGAAAAAUUCACAGAAGAUAGUAUUGUGUAGCCAAAGUGGAAAUUGGUGUGGACAAGAUUAUCCUGUGCUACUGUGCAAAUAGUCAGGGCACAGUAUUUUCAAUAGGUUCCACAACACAGCCCAAGGGUGGAUUUCAAAUUCUCUUCUAUUCCCCACAUAAAAUGAAUCUAGAGAGAACAGACCCCUCAUACAUUGCUGGUGGGAAUAUAAAAUGGUUCAGCCACUUUGGAAAAGGGUUUAGCAAUUUUUUUUAAAAAAAAUAUUGAAUAUAAAUAUACUAUAUUACAACAAUUCAACUCAUAGGUCUAGCUCGACUCAAGAGAAAUGAAAACCUACAUCUAGCCACAGACUUGCAUACACUAGUUCAGAAAGCGUCAACCAUAACAUCUAGAAAUCAACUGCAGUGGCUCUGAGCAGACCAGCGGCUGAACAGAAUGAGUAUAUCAUAUGCAUAGAUGCUAUAACUGCACAGUCAAAUGGAAUACUACUUGGCGAGUUAUAUAACGAAUUGAUGCGUACAACAGUGUGAGGACCUCCAAAACCAUCAAAUUUUAAAAUUUUAAAAGUCAUCAGGACCCAGAGCCCGAUAUUCUAACUUACUUUAAAUAUAAAAAAAAAAAAAAAAAAAAAAAAAAAAAAAAAAGCAGACCUGUGAAAGCCUGAGGUAGAUUGGUGUCUCCAGCUGAAGGAGGUGGAGACAAAGACUAACUUCAAAUUGAUGUGAGGGUUCUUCCUGGAGUAUGAAAAAAAAUUAUUGAGUUUUAUAGCUAAAACAAGUGAAUUAUGGUAUCAAGUUAUACCUCAGUAAAGCUUAUAUUGGCCUGAAGAGUGAAUAGAGUUAUAUAUAAAUGAGGUUUGGGUCUAUACAUCCCCACAUCAUGGGCCCAUCACCUCCUGUUUCCUCAAGGAUGCGGCAAGGCCAUCAACUCCAGGUGUUCCCCAAAUAGUACCAUCACUUGUUAGAGUCACAUUCCUUAUCUGCUCCAAUUGGUAGGAAUUGGAAUGACUUAGCUUUAACAUUAAAGGAAGAAAUCGGGUACUCUUCAUAACAGAAAAACAACACCAACAACAAACUUCAAAUCGUUCAAAUGCCUAUAGUAUUAUAAGUGGCUAUACAAAUUUUAAAAUGUGUACCACUUUCAGACCAUCAAUCAGCCAUAAGUACAAGUGUCUUAUGGCACUGAGUGGGAGGAGCCAGACACAGAGGCUUUGUUUGUAUGAAACAUUGGGGCAGAGAGAACUAUCAUACAAGGACAGGGAGCAGAUGUGUGACUGUGGGGGAGGAGUUUGCAGAGAGAUUUACCUCUGAGAUGCAGAAAGAACUUAUACAGAUGAUGGAAGAAGUCUGUAUUUCAAUUGUGAGCAUAGUUCUAGGGGUAUCUGUUCAUCAGGACCCAAACCUAUAUGCUUAAAGUAAGUGUGCUUUGUUAUGUAUGUUGGAUCUCAAUAAAGUUGAUUUUGAAAGGAAAAUAAACGGGACAAAAGUGGC
This is a messenger RNA of Arvicanthis niloticus (Nile rat), 9798 nucleotides long. RefSeq names its product neuronal cell adhesion molecule (gene Nrcam). Gene Ontology annotation, cellular component: neuron projection. Lineage: Eukaryota; Metazoa; Chordata; Mammalia; Rodentia; Muridae. Gene Ontology annotation, molecular function: protein binding. The record is from RefSeq and is a predicted model, not a curated record.